Messenger RNA from Pistacia vera, 1026 nucleotides. RefSeq lists its product as uncharacterized. The coding region runs from base 1 to 1026 and encodes 341 amino acids. NCBI's taxonomy places the organism in Eukaryota, Viridiplantae, Streptophyta, Magnoliopsida, Sapindales, Anacardiaceae. The transcript has 4 exons. The record is from RefSeq and is a predicted model, not a curated record.
AUGUCCACUAAGUUUGAACUUGAAAAGUUUACAGGUGAGAAUGAUUUUGGUCUGUGGAAAAUGAAGAUGGAAGCAGUACUGAUCAAGGAAGGGCUACCUCUAGCCCUAAAGGAAGAGACUGAACUUCCAGAGACUAUGACAGCUUCCAAGAAGCAGGAAAUGCUAGACAAAGCCAAAAGAUCCUUGAUCCUUGGAUUGGGUGACAAAGUCCUUCAAGAGGUCAAGAAGGAGAAGACUGUUGAUGAAAUCUGGAACAGGUUAAAUUCUCUCUAUCGAUCUAAAACUGUCCCUAAUAGAUUAUUUUUAAAGCAGGGGUUGUUUGGCUUUAAAAUGGAUGAGCAGAAAUCUUUAAAAGAUAAUAAAGAUGAUUUUUUGAAAGUGAUUCAGGAUCUAGAAAGUAUUUCUGUAGACAUUAAUGAUGAGGAUCAGGCAAGAGAUUGUCCUAAGAGAAAGAACAAGAAGAAAUCUGAAAAAGAUAGUGAGGGAGGCAGUGCUGGUUUAGCAUCUGAGGGAUAUGAAAGUUCAGAGGUUUUAGUUAUUUCCGAGGGUAAAACUAGUGAGGAAUGGAUGCUAGACUCAGGGUGUACCUACCACAUGACACCAAAUAGAGAAUGGUUCAGCUCAUUUCAACCUUUAGAUGGUGAGAAAGUUAUGAUGGGGAAUAAUGUUGUGUGUCAUAUAAAAGGUACAGUUAAGCUAAAUCUUCAAAGUGGUGCAGCAAAUGGCAGCCUUAGUGUUAUGAAAGGAUCUCUAGUUGUUAUGAAAUCUGAGAAGAGAAAUGGGUUAUAUGUGUUAAAGGGUAGAGUGGAGAGUGGGAUUGCUGUUGUUGGGUCAACAGAGUUCAAGAUAGAACUUCAUUGUGGCAUCAAAGACUUGCACACAGUUAAAUUUGAAUUUGGUCAACACUACUCAAGUUUACCACUUGAGUAUGUUCACUCAGAUGUUUGGGGUCCAUCUAGGCACUACUCACUUGGAGGAUGUAGAUACUUCAUUAGUUUUGUUGAUGAUUUUUCUAGAUACGUGUGA